AUGCUCUCCGGAAUCUUAAUCUUCAAUCAAAAGGGCGAGAACCUCAUCUUCCGCGCCUUUCGCAAUGACUGCCGCCCGCGCCUCGCAGAUAUCUUCCGCAUUCAGGUCAUCUCCAACCCCCAGGUGCGGUCGCCGAUAUUAACCCUGGGCUCGACAACAUUCAGCCAUGUGAAGCACGAAAACAUCUACAUUACCGCUGUGACGAAGAGCAAUGCGAACGCUGCGCUGGUUUUUGAGUUCCUGUACCGGCUUGUGCUGCUGGGGAAGAGCUAUUUUGGGAAAUUUGACGAGGAGGCCGUGAAGAAUAAUUUUGUUCUGAUUUAUGAGUUGCUUGAUGAAAUCCUCGACUUCGGCUACCCCCAGAACACCGAAACCGACACCUUAAAAAUGUACAUCACAACGGAGGGCGUAAAGUCCGCAAUCGCCAACAACCCCACCGACUCAGCACGGAUAACACAGCAAGCGACGGGUGCACUGUCCUGGCGCCGCGCCGACGUCAAAUACCGCAAGAACGAGGCCUUUGUCGACGUAAUCGAAGACGUGAACCUACUCAUGUCCGCAACAGGGACGGUCCUGCGCGCCGACGUAAACGGGCAGAUCGUCAUGCGGGCAUACCUAUCCGGAACACCAGAGUGCAAGUUCGGGCUGAACGAUCGGCUCCUGCUUGAUAAUGACGCCGCGGGGCCGGGGUCUAGUUCAGCGGGCGGAGCAAAUAUGGGCUCGAAGAUAGGAGGAUCAUCGUCGAAAACAAAGGCUGCGGCAGGGAGCGUCACGUUAGAAGACUGCCAGUUCCAUCAGUGCGUGAAGCUGGGCCGGUUCGACGCAGACCGUAUCAUCUCGUUUGUGCCGCCGGACGGGGAAUUCGAAUUAAUGCGGUACCGCGCAACAGAGAACGUCAAUCUGCCGUUCAAGGUGCACCCGAUUGUGCGUGAGAUCGGCACCACGAAGGUCGAGUACAGCGUCGCCAUAAAGGCGAACUACAGCUCGAAGCUCUUCGCGACGAACGUCGUCAUCCGCAUCCCCACGCCACUCAACACAGCAAAGACAACCGAGCGGACCUCGCAGGGCCGCGCCAAGUACGAGCCCGAACACAACAACAUCGUGUGGAAAAUUGCCCGGUUCUCGGGAGGCAGCGAGUUCGUGCUUACAGCCGAGGCGACAUUAACGACCAUGACGAAUCAAAAGGCCUGGUCGCGGCCGCCGCUGAGUCUGAAUUUCAGUUUGCUCAUGUUUACGUCCUCGGGGCUGCUGGUGCGGUACUUGAAGGUGUUUGAGAAGAGUAAUUACAGCUCUGUCAAGUGGGUGCGUUAUAUGACUCGGGCGGGAAGUUAUGAGAUUCGAUUCUAG
This is a messenger RNA of Aspergillus puulaauensis, 1347 nucleotides long. RefSeq names its product AP-2 complex subunit mu. The coding region runs from base 1 to 1347 and encodes 448 amino acids. Gene Ontology annotation, molecular function: clathrin-cargo adaptor activity. The record is from RefSeq and is a predicted model, not a curated record. Gene Ontology annotation, cellular component: cytoplasmic vesicle; AP-2 adaptor complex. Gene Ontology annotation, biological process: clathrin-dependent endocytosis; intracellular protein transport. The transcript has 3 exons. NCBI's taxonomy places the organism in Eukaryota, Fungi, Ascomycota, Eurotiomycetes, Eurotiales, Aspergillaceae.